Gossypium raimondii (Peruvian cotton) is the source of this 2223-nucleotide messenger RNA. RefSeq names its product acyl-CoA hydrolase 2. The transcript has 17 exons. Gene Ontology annotation, biological process: fatty acid catabolic process; acyl-CoA metabolic process. Lineage: Eukaryota; Viridiplantae; Streptophyta; Magnoliopsida; Malvales; Malvaceae. The record is from RefSeq and is a predicted model, not a curated record. Gene Ontology annotation, molecular function: fatty acyl-CoA hydrolase activity. The coding region runs from base 179 to 1468 and encodes 429 amino acids.
UUGGCAAAUUAGUCAUUGAAAAAAUAAGAAAUUUCUAAAUAAAUAAUCAAUGUUGUAUACAGUACACCCACAAAUCAUUUUGUCUACUCUGUAUUUGCAGUGACUUUCUUAUCCCUCUCAAUCAUUCCACUCAUCUUCUUCAAUUUCCGUUUUCGGCCUUACGCGCUUAAGCUUUAGUAUGAACAGCGAAACAGUGAUUGAGUUUUUAGGCAACGUUCCCUUGCUGCAGAGAUUACCGAGUUCUGUGUUCAAGAGAAUCGCUGAUGUUGUAAAAUUUAAGCACUUUGAGAAAGGAGAUUAUGUCGUUCGGGAAGGAGAAGUUGGAGACGGUAUCUAUUUCGUAUGGGAAGGAGAGGCUGAAGUAUCUGGAUCAGUCCAUGCUGAAGAAGAAAACCGACUUGAGUAUCAAUUGAAACGAUAUGAUUACUUUGGCCAUGUUAAUCCUGAAUCAGUUCACGUGGCAGAUAUAAUUGCCUUAACUAAGCUGACCUGCCUGUUUCUACCUCACGAGCAUUGCACUUUGCUUCAGUCAAAAUCUAUCUGGAGCACAGAUAGGACGACGGAGACCUGUGCGCUCGUGGAAAGUAUAUUGCAUUUGGAGCCAAUAGAAUUAAACAUAUUCCAGGGGAUUACUUUGCCAGAUGCACCAAAAUUUGGGAAGGUCUUUGGAGGACAGUUUGUUGGACAGGCACUGGCUGCAGCAUCAAAAACUGUUGAUUCUCUUAAAAUUGUCCAUAGUUUGCACUCUUAUUUUCUUAUGGUUGGGGAUUUUAAUAUACCAAUAAUAUAUCAAGUUAAUCGUCUACGUGAUGGUAGAAACUUUGCUACCCGUAGAGUAGAUGCAAUACAAAAAGGAAACAUCGUAUUCACACUAUUAGCUUCUUUUCAGAAAGAAGAAGAAGGGUUUGAUCAUCAAGAAGCAAUGAUGCCAUCUGUGCCAGCUCCAGACAGGCUUCUGUCAUUGGAUGAGCUACGAGAGUUACGUCUCACUGAUCCCCGUCUUCCUAUGAGUUACCGAAAAAAGGUGGCCACAAAGAAAUUUGUUCCUUGGCCCAUAGAGAUAAGAUUUUGUGCACCUAAUACUAACACAAACCAGACAAAAUCUGAUCCAAGUUUGAGGUAUUGGUUUAGAGCCAAAGGAAAACUUUCAGAUGAUCAAGCUCUGCAUAGAUGUGUAGUGGCCUUUGCUUCAGAUCUGAUAUUUAGUUCUGUCAGUUUGAAUCCACACCGCAGAAAGGGUUUUAAGUCAGCUUCCCUUAGCCUGGACCACUCGAUGUGGUUCCACCGGCAUCUUAGGGCUGAUGACUGGUUAUUGUUUGUGAUUGUUAGUCCUACAGCCAGUGUCACCCGAGGCUUUGUUUCGGGCCAAAUGUUCAACAGAAAGGGAGAGCUUGUUGUAUCAUUGACUCAAGAAGCACUGCUUAGGAUGGCUAGGCCCCCAAACCCAGCAACGGUCUCAAAGCUUUGAACUAUUCUAUAGUGUUAAUAUUUGAUGUGUUGAGCUUUAUGGUCAAAUGUAAGACCUUUUUGUACUAAGGACUAGGUUCCGAGUUUUCUAGCAUUUUAUAAGUUCUUAAUCCGGAUAGUUGCUUUAUAGCAUUUUGGUGGAAAGACACCACACUAAACCCUAGCGUGGACUCUUCCACAUAAAAAAAAGCCUCCUCUGUAUUAAGAUAAAACUCUCUUUCAUCCUGCAGUAACAAGCUUGUAGGAUGUUUUUUAAGUAUGGGGAAAGCCUCCCACACCUGAAUAUCCUUCUGUCACAUAUUAACCUUUCAGUCAACAACUGCUGACUCUGCCACCCCAAACCCUCUUUGACGGGUCCUGCAGUUGUAGAUGGGACACUUUAUGUUGUAUAUGAGAUUUUUGGAAAUUUAAUGAUGUGCCAGAAGGAUAUUAGGGCAUAGGUGGCUAUUUGGAGGCUUCCCCAUACAUAGAACACCACCACCCUACAAGCUUGUUGCUGUUGGAAAGAACUUUUAUCUCGUAAGGAUGGGGGGGGGGUGUAGGUAAUAGUUGAUGUUAGCACUGCAGACAAUAUGAAAGGGAUGAUGGCGAGUGCUUAUGUACCAGCACUCACUGCAAAUGAUGAGGUUAUUAUAAGCUGUAAACAUUUCACUGCAAAUGGUAGAUUAUUGUAAGUUGUAAAUGUUUGGCCAUCUGAAAACAUUGAUUGGGCUUGGAUAUCUUCUAAUGCUGUACAACACCUUUCAGUUUUUAGCA